AUGGCCGCGUUCCUUGCGGCCGCUGCUUCGCCCAAUGUAGCGCUGCAACUUCGGCCUUUGGUGCGCCGGCCUCUGCAAAGCACUGUCCUUGGCCGCGAAAGCGAGCCUCAAAGGAGGCGGAGUGUGAGCUUCGGCGCAGCGCAGGGCCUGGGGGUCGGGGCAGCCACUGGGUUCGCAGGCGCUUUCCUGGGGCCAGCUUUUAGCCGGCGGCGGGUGCUGGCCGUGCUGCGAGCCCUGGCAGACUCGAUGGACGGGGAGGAGGUUGAGUCCAGCCAGACCUUGGCCAUCGUUGGUCUCGGCAACGUUGGAGCUCAGUUCGAUGGGACUCGGCAUAAUAUCGGCUUUGCGGCCGUAGACGAAGUUGCAUCGAAGCUUCUCAGCACUGACCGAUGGGCCCUCAGCGGCAGCAUUUGGCAGGAAGCGUUUGGUGGAACUGUGCUGCGCCUGAAGCGGACAGCUUCGAAGGAGACGGAUUCCUACGAAGAAAUCCUCCUGUUCAAGCCUUCUUCCAUGAUGAACGGCUCGGGCCGGCCGGUGUCGGAACUGGUCUCAUCCCUUGGGUUGCCGGAAUCCGCUCUGGUC
This is a messenger RNA of Symbiodinium necroappetens, 582 nucleotides long. The record is from the annotation of a GenBank genome assembly. Lineage: Eukaryota; Dinophyceae; Suessiales; Symbiodiniaceae.